Messenger RNA from Venustampulla echinocandica, 1071 nucleotides. RefSeq lists its product as uncharacterized. The record is from RefSeq and is a predicted model, not a curated record. NCBI's taxonomy places the organism in Eukaryota, Fungi, Ascomycota, Leotiomycetes, Helotiales, Pleuroascaceae. Bases 1 to 1071 code for a protein of 356 amino acids. The transcript has a single exon.
AUGCGUUUCACACAGCUCGGGGCCGCUGCCGCGCUCACCGGCCUGGGGAGCGCUAUUCUCCUCCCGCCAACCAUCUCCGACGAUUUUAUCAAGGCACUACCCAUCGAUGCUUCCACUCAUCCGGACCGCCGUGUGAUCGAGAUCAGCUGCCCUGGAUGCCCGGUCGUCGUACCAGAUAUGCAUGGCAAUUUGCAUCAUGUUGCUGCCGAGAACAUCCUGAGACUUAACUUCUCCGUGGCUCACGGCGAUUCCGAUCAGCUCCUUCUCAACGGCAACCAGGUCUAUCCUAUCGACCCUAGUUCCGAGAAUUUUAUGAAGCCUUUGAGUGCAGCUCAACUUGUCAAGUCACCGGAAGAUACCUGGCAACAAGCAGCAGAGCCGGCCCUGGGCUACGCACUAAGUGUGAGGAAUACCGUCCACAUGGAGCUGGACAAUGUCAACCUCGUCGCCGUCCAUGUCGAUAUUGUUGAAGUUGCGGGCGUUUUCAUCGAUGGGAUCCCAGGCAUCGACCUAAGACUCGUCGAGACGCCGAGUGGGAAGUUGAUGCUCGGAGAUUCACAGGUCUCAGCCCCAACGAGCCCAUCGUCCUCACCUAACGAUGAUGGGCAGGAGUGUACAACACUCCUCUGCAAAUGGAGAGCCAUCAUCGCCGACCGACUCUCUAAGUUGAAGGGUUGCGGCCGGAAGGGUCGUCCAAAUGCUCAAGUCGAAGGUCCCAAACACGGUGGCCGUCCUCACAACCGCCCCCAUGGAAGCCGCCCUCAUGGAUCCCACCGCCCAUUCCGCCAUCACCGCCAGAAAAACGGAUUCUCUCGAUUGGCCAGGAAUAUUCUCAAGCACGUGCUUGUGCCUGUUCUCAUUGGGGUUUUCGUUGGUAUCCUCGCAAGCCUUGUUGGUAUGUUGGUCGGAAAGUUCGUCAUUUUUGUGUACCGCGCUUCCCGUGGACGUCGGGAGCAGUAUGCCCUGGUUGAGCAGGAUGAUGAGGCCGUUGAGCAUAUUGAAGACGAUUCCAAGUCUUUUGUUGAGCCUCCUCCAACAUACGAGGCGGUCAACGUCAAGAGUCCUGAGUAA